CAAUUCAAUGGUAAAAUUCAAGUGUUCAACUCUGCAUCUUCAAUGUUCUAUGCACCCAGCAACCACAGCGGGAUUGGCAGCAUGCACUGGGAACACAUUUGUGCCUGUCCUAUUUCAAAAAAUGAGGCACCCUGGUAUGAGUGCAUGUUUGUUAACACAGAUGCAGGUUUGAAGGGAUGGGGGGAAUGGAGAUAG
Suillus paluster is the source of this 195-nucleotide messenger RNA. RefSeq lists its product as uncharacterized. NCBI's taxonomy places the organism in Eukaryota, Fungi, Basidiomycota, Agaricomycetes, Boletales, Suillaceae. The transcript has a single exon. The annotation marks the transcript as partial. The record is from RefSeq and is a predicted model, not a curated record.